Messenger RNA from Brachypodium distachyon (stiff brome), 754 nucleotides. RefSeq names its product DNA-directed RNA polymerases I and III subunit RPAC2. The record is from RefSeq and is a predicted model, not a curated record. Gene Ontology annotation, cellular component: RNA polymerase III complex; RNA polymerase I complex. Lineage: Eukaryota; Viridiplantae; Streptophyta; Magnoliopsida; Poales; Poaceae. Gene Ontology annotation, molecular function: DNA-directed RNA polymerase activity; DNA binding; protein dimerization activity. The transcript is spliced from 3 exons. Gene Ontology annotation, biological process: DNA-templated transcription. Bases 119 to 442 code for a protein of 107 amino acids.
CCAACCCACUCUCACAGCGCCGCCGCCGGCUCUUCUUACCACGGUCUUGGUCUCUUGGAGCCUCCCGCGAGAGAGAGAAAGCCCUUCUCGUCCUUGUCGAUUUGCGGGGAAGCGGGCGAUGGAGCACGGGUCGUUGGCGGAUUCGAGCGCGUCGAGCUUCUCCAUCGUGGAGGAGGAUCACACCCUCGCCAACUCCGUCAGAUUCGUCCUCAACCAGGACCCAAGGGUAGCAUUUUGUGGAUAUAGCAUCCCCCAUCCUGCUGACAACAAAGUCAACAUUAGGGUUCAGACUACAGGAGAUCCAGCAAAGGAUGUAAUGAAAGAUGCUUUACAGGAUUUGAUGGUGAUGGGCCAGCAUGUUAGAGCGACUUUUGACAAAGCAGUCGCUGAUUUUAAAUCAAACAUACCUGCAGAACAAAUGGAUGUUGAUGCAAACAAGUGAUGAAGUUUUGGGCCGCCCCUGUUCGAGAAGAUCAACAUGAUAUGUGCAACCAAUUUAUCAUCGGCAAGCAGAUUAGUUGUGAUUUCUCGCGCUUAAAGUUUGUGGAAAGUGUCUUUGUAACUGUAAUCAGUCCAUGUGAUGUCACUACUCCUAAGUCCUAAAGCACUUUGCAUUUUACGAAUUCAUAGUAUUGUUUAAGCAUUAUAUAAUUGUAAUCCUUGCGGUAUCAAUUUGAUAUGGAUUGCUUUCGUGUGGUCAACUCUACAACAACUUCAACAUCCAUUAUAACAUAUUUUCCCCUGAUCACUGGCA